Messenger RNA from Solea solea (common sole), 1747 nucleotides. RefSeq names its product green-sensitive opsin. The record is from RefSeq and is a predicted model, not a curated record. Gene Ontology annotation, biological process: G protein-coupled receptor signaling pathway; phototransduction; visual perception. Bases 47 to 1084 code for a protein of 345 amino acids. NCBI's taxonomy places the organism in Eukaryota, Metazoa, Chordata, Actinopteri, Pleuronectiformes, Soleidae. The transcript is spliced from 5 exons. Gene Ontology annotation, molecular function: G protein-coupled receptor activity. Gene Ontology annotation, cellular component: membrane; photoreceptor outer segment.
CGUCACAUUUUGCAACACCUCAGGUCUGUCGUUUCAUUAAGAGAAGAUGGAGAAUGGCACAGAGGGCAAGAACUUCUACAUCCCCAUGAACAACCGGACGGGGCUUGUGAGGUCUCCUUAUGAUUAUCCACAGUUCUACCUGGGGGAGCCAAUUUUAUUCAAACUUCUUGCUGUCUACAUGUUCUUCCUGAUCUGCACUGGCUUACCCAUCAACGGUCUCACUCUGUUGGUCACAGCUCAGAACAAGAAGCUACGACAGCCUCUCAACUUCAUCCUCGUCAACCUGGCUGUGGCCGGCCUCAUCAUGGUCUGCUUUGGCUUCACCAUCACGUUCAUAACGUCAAUUUAUGGCUAUUUUGUCUUUGGACCAAUGGGUUGCGCCAUUGAGGGAUUCAUGGCCACGCUGGGAGGUCAAGUUGCUCUCUGGUCUCUGGUCGUCCUGGCUGUGGAGAGAUACAUUGUCGUCUGCAAACCAAUGGGAAGCUUCAAGUUCACUGGAACUCAUGCAGGAGUGGGCGUUGGUUUCACCUGGAUCAUGGCUCUCUCUUGUGCCGUCCCUCCACUGGUUGGCUGGUCCAGGUAUAUUCCUGAGGGUCUCCAGUGCUCUUGUGGACCAGACUACUACACUUUGGCCCCAGGCUUCAACAACGAGUCAUAUGUCAUGUACAUGUUCGUCUGCCACUUCUGCCUCCCAGUUGGAACCAUCUUUUUUACAUAUGGGAGCCUUGUGCUGACAGUCAAAGCUGCUGCAGCUCAGCAGCAAGACUCAGCCUCCACGCAGAAAGCCGAGAAGGAAGUGACACGCAUGUGUUUCCUGAUGGUGAUAGGCUUCCUUGUGGCCUGGACUCCAUACGCAAGCUUUGCGGCAUGGAUUUUCUUCAACAAGGGUGCUGCCUUCUCAGCCACAGCCAUGGCCAUCCCUGCCUUCUUCUCAAAGAGCUCAGCUAUAUUCAAUCCUGUUAUCUAUGUGCUGAUGAACAAACAGUUUCGUAGCUGCAUGCUCUCUGCAGUUGGCAUGGGCAAUUUGGUUGAAGAUGAGACCUCAGUAUCAACCAGCAAGACAGAAGUGUCCUCAGUCUCCUAAGAAUAAAAACUUGACUUCUCUGAACACCCGCUUUCCUUGUGUCCUCCAUUCUGAACAACUCACAUGGAAAGGAUAUGGAUACAAACAAACAAUCAACAAAUGGAGAUUAAUCUCAGGUCACAGAUCCAUGGCAGAAUUUAUCUGUGCAUACUCUUUUUUUUUUUUUAGUGUUUUUGUGUGUGUGUGUGUGUGUGCACAUGUGUGUGUGUGUGUGUGUUUGUGUACUUGUGAACCAGUACAACAGGGGACCUCGGUGUCGUUACACACUCACAGAGGGGACGCCACGUUGAACAGGGGACAUUUUUCAAGUCCCGUUAGUCAUGGUAAAAGACCUUUAAAGUAAUUUUCCAUGCUAUUGUUUUUAUUUAAAAAUGACAAGAAACCCAAGUCCCCUGUUAGUCAGUGAAGAAUGACAGUCCAAUAUUAGCCUGGUUAACAUGUAUGUUUGUCUGUGUGUGUGGGUGGGUGGUUCAAUCGGGACUCAACAUCUGAACAAAACCCAAUAGAAUGUACAGUAUCACAAAUCUUGACAGAUGAAUGUAAAGCAUCUUUGUCUGGAUGAGUGAGCAGGUAAAUCACCUUUGUAUGAUUAUGAUGUGACAUUUGUUUGUCUGCGUCAUUUCAUUUUGUAUAUAUUUAUAAUUGAAAAUAGUGUAGAAAUUA